AUGGAAACUCAAGAAGCUUUUGUUUACACUCUCAUCUCCAUCCUUCUUUCUCUCCUAUUAUUAUUUUGGAGAUUCCUAUGGCUGUCUUACAUUGCGGUUACGUCUACGCCUACGCCACAGCUGACCAGCCACUCUCUGACGGCUGAAAGCGACGAAACUGAGUUUAUGUCGUAUAUGGUCCGUAAGUCCAAGACCGUCAAUAAGGCACUCGACGAGGCCGUUCCACUUGGCGAACCAGUACUCAAGAUCCGUGAGGCCAUGAGGUAUACGCUUCUCUCCGACGGCAAACGCGUAAGACCAAUGCUUUGUUUGGCUGCAUGCGAGCUCGUGGGUGGCCAUGAGGCAACCGCAAUGCCUUCUGCAUGUGCAGUUGAGAUGAUCCACGCGUCGUCUAUCAUCUUAGACGACCUCCCUUGUAUGGACGACGACAGCCUCCGCCGCGGAAAACCCACCAACCACAAAGUAUUUGGCGAGGAUAUAGCCAUCUUGGCCUCGGUUGCACUCAUGGGUUUGGCCGUCAAACAGACCUCUUCAUCCACUGGUGCUCCUCCAGAGAGGGUUCUCCGGGCUGUUCAGGUGAUGGCGCAAGCGGUGGGAACAGAAGGACUCGUUGCGGGACAAGCUGAGGAUCUUGCCGGAGAAGGGAUGAGCUUCGAGGAAAAUGAUGAAGCGGGGCUGAAACAUCUUGAGUUUAUACAUAUCCAUAAAACGGCGUCGUUGCUUGAAGCUGCUGCGGUGGUGGGAGCCAUAGUGGGAGGUGGCUCUGAUGAUGAGAUUGAGAGGCUUAGGAAAUACGCGAGAUGUAUUGGACUGAUGUUUCAAGUGGUGGAUGAUGUGCUCGAUGUGACUAAGUCGUCAGAGGAGCUGGGGAAAACCGCUGGUAAAGAUGUGAUGGCUGGGAAGCUGACGUAUCCGAAAGUGAUGGGAGUGGAGAAGUCGAGAGAAUAUGCAGAGAGGUUGAACAGAGAAGCCAGAGAGCAUCUUCGUGGGUUUGAUUCAGACAAGGCAGCUCCUCUUUUGUUUCUGGCUGAUUACAUUGUCAAAAGACAAAAAUGAUAUG
This is a messenger RNA of Raphanus sativus (radish), 1060 nucleotides long. Its product is annotated as geranylgeranyl pyrophosphate synthase 10, mitochondrial-like. The transcript has a single exon. Gene Ontology annotation, biological process: isoprenoid biosynthetic process. Bases 1 to 1056 code for a protein of 351 amino acids. The record is from RefSeq and is a predicted model, not a curated record. Gene Ontology annotation, molecular function: geranylgeranyl diphosphate synthase activity. NCBI's taxonomy places the organism in Eukaryota, Viridiplantae, Streptophyta, Magnoliopsida, Brassicales, Brassicaceae.